CUCAACGUGCUUGCCUCCCGUCAACGUCUACGCGUCGAUCCAACAUCACUAGCGUGAUCAUGCUUGAAGCCACGGCCAAGAUCGUUCGGGCUUUCUACUCCACAUACAUUACGCCCACAAUAUUGAUGCCGAAGGCAGACUACAGUAUUGCCCUGUCAUCUCCUACAUCUCUGCGAUGAUGUGAGUAUCGCUUAUCGUGACUCCACGGACUCAGUCAGGAAAGUUGGGGCAGCUCUCCGCCGACUGUGGCGCAGUACAGCAGCUGCUGCAUCCCGCAUGGCCUUGACUUCACCGGUCAAUGAGGAGGCUCUUACGAACAGCUUGAGCCUUGGGCAGGCGGGCGGCCUCGCGAGCUCCCCUCAACAAUCACCGAAUGUACUGCCAUAGGAAUGCAUUCGGUCUUGCUGUAGUAGUUCCAUCGUGUCAAGCGACUACUGGUAGCCAACCUCUCAACCAAGGUCUCUCGUACCCUUACAUUCCCCAUGGCAGCGACAGACCCCGAACCCAACUCCCUAGACACGCUCAUGGCGGAGCCCUCCUCGCCCUCCACCCUCCCACAAAACUACUCAUUGCACCUCAUCACCGAUGACGGUCUCCCCAAAUACGACGCCAUCAUCCCACCGCAACCCUUUGCCACCUCUUCCUCAGGUAGAUCCUUCGUCCUGACACUUUCCCACUGCGCACCAGGCAACAUCAACAAACGCAACAAAGUCCUCUCCGGCAAAACCAUCGAAAUCAUCACCGAAGCCAUCACACUCAUCCCAACUACCAGCUAUCGUCAACUAGUCCUACACUGCUUACAGCGCGUGGACAAGCGCUUCGAAAUCAAAGUCCAGCCGGGGUGUGGUCAGAAACUAGGAGGCGGGUUCGCGGUAUGUACGGGAGGUGAGGAUAGGGAGGCUGAGAUCACUGUGCAGGAUGAGGAGGGCUGGAGGGCGGCGCGGGCGCUAAUGUGGGAGAAGCCGGAGGCGAAGGUGAGGUUUGUGUUUGCGCUGAUUCCAGAUGCGUACAGGGAGACGAAGGUGGAGGAGAAGGAGGCUAGGGUGGAGAAGGUGUCGGAGAAGGAAGUGAAGGGGAAGGCAAAGAAGGCGAAGAAGGUCAAGUGUGUUGUCAUGUGAUGUAACCUUGGCUGCUAGCUGUCACGAUUGAUGUUUAAUGUCAAGAUGUGCCAUGACUUUGCUAAAGCCAUGCGGCUUUCUCGUUGAGACCGCGAGUAAUACUACCACUGCUCCUCAUCUACCCUCACUGCGCUUCCUCAGCCUCUGCCAAACAACACUUCGAUUCUUCGCCACCCCGAUCGAUCCCAGCGUCCUAAUCAAGCCUCCUCUUCUUUUCGCCUCCAGCACGAGCUUAAACCCUGCUUCAUCAGUGCAUCGUCCUGUCUUGCC
Messenger RNA from Baudoinia panamericana UAMH 10762, 1388 nucleotides. RefSeq lists its product as uncharacterized. NCBI's taxonomy places the organism in Eukaryota, Fungi, Ascomycota, Dothideomycetes, Mycosphaerellales, Teratosphaeriaceae. Bases 483 to 1118 code for a protein of 211 amino acids. The transcript has a single exon. The record is from RefSeq and is a predicted model, not a curated record.